CUCUCACUCACAAAGGCUUCAAUCUCUUCCUCGUCUGUGGACAUCAUGUCUCCACGGGUCACUGCAGAAGACCCAGAGAAUCCAACGUCUUCCCUUCCAAGGUGCCGCUCUCUGGACUACUGCCUUGUCAUCUCAUUGGUCCUGCUCACCAUGCUCAUUGGGUCACUUUGUACAGUAUAUGUGGCUUGGGAGAGACCAUCACAUGAAUCCAUUGCCAGCGCACAGAUCCAGAAUUACGAAGGGGAAAAGAUGGCAAGGAACGCUCAGCUGGUGGUAGACAGCGUCGAACUGAAGAACGGCACCCUCGAAUGGAGCAGGAAUGGAGUAACAAGCACGUUUGUUGGCUCAGGUUUCAAACAUGACAAACAGGAACUUGUGGUACAAAAGUCGGGUUACUACUUUAUUUACUCCCAGAUAUCUUUACAAUGUGUUAAAAAAGAUCAAUGCGAACAAGAAGGAGUGGUGUCCCUCACGGUUCUGAAAAAAGAGCCAAUAAAAGAGCCAAUCCUGAACUUAAACGUCCAGAUCAACAACUUUACCAUGAAGACUCAACCAUCGUCCUUUAAUGGAAUUGCCAGAUAUCUCUCUGCCGGUGACCGGAUAGGGGCAAAACUAUGGACUAGUCAUAAAAUGGAAUACUGGCAGUUUGAUCCAGAACGCAGUGUCCUAGGACUUCACUGGAACAGCAUACCGUAUUUCACUGAGAACCUCCAUGAACAAUGAGAGACCAGAAACGAGACUUAUUGAUUAGAAAAUAAGCGGAAACAUGCACUACAGAACAUUACUUAUAUGGUUGAAGGCCACGGGUUACCGAUUUGGGGUGUGCAAUUGGUGUUCUAAAGGUGGCGGUAACGUCAUAGUAUGUUUUUGGACAUCUAUGUUUUUUAGAAGGUGCUUUAUAUCACUAUGUGAUACGUCAUACUAUAAAGGGCUCCUUGUUGUAUCUAAUGUAAGAACCUUCUUAGUAUUUUACUUAAAAUAUUUUGUCAAAUUUUGUUCAACAAAAAUGCUGCUCUGUAACUCUCGAAAUACAAGUUGGCCAACCAACCAAAUAGUCUGUGAGAUACUUACCAUUAGGUCAACCAAUGAUGUGACUUACCCUGGCCCCCACCAUCUUUAAAGAAUACAUCUGGUACAUAAGGAGAAGAUCAAUCAUCUUACUGGCAUUUGGGUGUUUUUUUACUAUACUCCUGCUAUAUUUAUAGAGCUCCCCCAACUAAAGCCUUCGAGGGAAGGUUUAUAAUUAUAUCCAUUUUCAUGUCCUACUGGAUUGUCUCAUUCUUACCUAUUGUUUGAUUCU
Messenger RNA from Hyla sarda, 1300 nucleotides. RefSeq lists its product as uncharacterized. Gene Ontology annotation, cellular component: plasma membrane. Gene Ontology annotation, biological process: positive regulation of activated T cell proliferation; positive regulation of cytotoxic T cell differentiation; immune response. The transcript is spliced from 3 exons. The coding region runs from base 46 to 723 and encodes 225 amino acids. Gene Ontology annotation, molecular function: tumor necrosis factor receptor binding. Lineage: Eukaryota; Metazoa; Chordata; Amphibia; Anura; Hylidae. The record is from RefSeq and is a predicted model, not a curated record.